AUGCCAUCGUUCUCAACCGACGACACUGGCCCUAUGUAUUCGUCGACACGCCCCCCCUUUGAUCUUCCUAUCCAUCUACGAAACUCCCACGAGAAGCUAUCCGUCAAUGGUGCGAACGGCAUAAACGGUAGAUCCUCUACACAUAAUUCAACUGGGAAUGGGCUGGAAAAUGGAACAGAUGUAUAUAUCGACGGUGCUUCAAAUGGUAAUGGAACGACGAGCAGACAUCAAAUGAACGGCGAUAUUCAUCACGACGCAGCCUUGAACUCUUUACCGAAUGGCAGAUCCAGCGCAGGUAGUUGGGAUUAUAGGUCUCGAUCCUCGAUGAACAGCAGUACAUAUUCGGUAAAUGAUCAACCCAAUGGUACGGCCCAAAAUGGAAGGAGGAGUCCAGGACCUUCAAAUGGUUUUCAUAGAGUAUCGAAUGGUGCUGGAGAUAGAAAUUCAUUCGCGUCGACAAAUGGAACCAUAUCAAACGCUACCAUAGACGCAUCACGUCCAAUCACUACCAGUGAUAGUGAACGCCAAAAUAGAAUCCCGAGUCCUCAGCCAGCACCUAAUCCUCAUAGUACGGGUCCAUUAACUUAUCAAUCACCUUUACUACCCUCGACUCCUGUACCUACGACUUCAUUACCCAUACCCGAGACGCCUGCUCGAUCUACAAAUAAUUCUUCAACACAACGAUUUUCACCUCUGUCAAAUCCGCUACCUGCUUCACCUUCACAAAACUCUCUUCAACACCCCGGUCCUACGCAGCUGAAACAUCGGCAUACAUUAGAAGUACCCAAAGUUGGUCCGGCUAGAAAUUCCAGGGAUGGUAACGACGCGGUUUUCACAAGUGGAAGAUUCUCUCCGACCUCGGUAGCUACGGGUGCUAGACGUGGAUCUGCGAGUAUCAACAGACGAAAUACACAAUCGAUACAUUCCAAUAUGCCGCACGAGGAGGUCCCUCCAGAUGAGGAUGCGCUUAGAUGGGCAGAAGCUGUACGACAAAAGCGUGCAAGUAAGAGAAGAAAGAAGGAUGAGGAAGAUGAUGAUCGAGUCGUUGUUGGGACAAAGGUCGAUCAGCACCAUGUUAAUUGGGUUACGGCAUACAAUAUGUUGACGGGCAUUCGGUUUACUGUUUCGAGAACAAACGCGAAGCUCGAUAGGCCAUUGACUGAUGCAGAUUUUGAAGCCAAACACAAAUUCUCGUUUGAUAUCACCGGCAAUGAGUUGACCCCAUCGGCGAAGUACGAUUUCAAAUUCAAGGACUAUGCACCAUGGGUAUUUCGAAGUCUUCGAGCAAAGUUUAAGUUGGAUCCUGCGGAUUAUCUCAUGUCCUUGACGAGUAAAUAUAUUCUUUCUGAACUGGGGUCACCUGGAAAGAGUGGAAGCUUCUUUUACUUCUCCAGAGAUUACAAAUAUAUCAUCAAAACGAUUCAUCAUUCCGAGCAUAAGUUCUUGCGGAAGAUUUUGAAGGACUACUAUCGCCAUGUGGAGGAUAAUCCCAAUACUCUCUUGUCCCAAUUCUACGGACUUCAUCGCGUAAAGGUUCCUUACGGAAGAAAGAUACAUUUUGUGGUCAUGAAUAACCUGUUUCCUCCACACCGCGAUGUCCACCAGACCUUUGAUUUAAAAGGGUCUACCAUUGGACGAGAUUUUAAAGAGGAGAAUCUAGAACAAAAUCCCCGUGCUACACUCAAGGAUUUGAAUUGGCUUCGACGAAAUCUUCACCUCGAAUUUGGGCCAGAAAAAAGACGAGUUUUCUUCGAACAGAUGGAAAAAGACGUAGCAUUAUUACAAAAACUGAAGAUUAUGGAUUAUAGUAUGUUAGUUGGAAUCCACGAUUUGACCAAAGGAAAUGAGGAAAACCUACGAGACAAGACUCUACAAGUCUUUCAACCUGGAGGAGAUAGCCCAAUGGAUGACACUGGACCACCUGGACCUUUGAUGAGGACACCGAGUAAGCUGGAGAGUGCUAGGAAAGCCAGAGAAUUACGGCACAUCAUCAAGCAGGAGAAACCAAUUCCAAUGGGUCAAAGCAGUUCGCGAAUGCCGGACGAAAUUGAAGAAGAAAACAGGAAAGACUUCACGUUUUACAGUGACGAUGGCGGAUUCCGAGCUACCCAUGAAGAUAAUAGUCCUGGAGAAGAAAUAUUCUUCUUGUCAAUCAUUGAUUGCCUUACUCACUAUGGCACUCUUAAGAAGCUCGAACAUCUAUUCAAGGGUCUCAAGCAUGAUAAGCAAAAGAUCUCUCCCAUCAAUCCCCAACCUUAUGGCAGCCGUUUUAUAGAUUUCAUUGAAAGCAUUACAAAGUCUCAAGAAGAAGCCGCUCGGGAAGAAGAAUGUCCUCUCCCACCCGUACCUCACACAGACUCGAACCAUACCACUGCUUCCACACGCCGACGCUCAAAUAGUGCACACAUGCAUCGUACCGUUACGAACAAUGCCACCAAUCAACGCGCUGAGAAUGAAGCCUUUAGAACUGAGCAUGAUGGAAGACGAGACCAUGUUGAACCAAGAACCGUUUCGACACUCAGAAGUCCAAGUGCGGAGAGGACAAACGGGCUACAGGGACAAAUUCUUCCGGUUGUGGAGGAGAUGGGAGAGGCUAGUAGUACUGGAGGGAGGAGCGGACGGAGUAUUAGAAGUACACAUGAUGAGAGGAGACCAGCCACGCCUGCGAAAGAUUACCCGCCGAGCUUAAAUGGGAAUCAAGGGAGACCGCCGAGUUUGAGAACGACGAUUAGUAGGAGUAGCUUGGAGAAACGAUUACCGCCGCUGCCGCCGAAUGGGAAGGGAGUCGAACAGAAAGAUUCGGGGGUCGUGUUGCAUUAG
Molecule: messenger RNA, 2820 nt
Organism: Sclerotinia borealis F-4128
Lineage: Eukaryota; Fungi; Ascomycota; Leotiomycetes; Helotiales; Sclerotiniaceae
Source: the annotation of a GenBank genome assembly